This is a messenger RNA of Ilex paraguariensis (yerba mate), 1125 nucleotides long. Lineage: Eukaryota; Viridiplantae; Streptophyta; Magnoliopsida; Aquifoliales; Aquifoliaceae. The record is from the annotation of a GenBank genome assembly.
AAUUCUUUGAUGUCUCUGUUCUGUGGAGAAAGAGAGUGAAAUUUUAAGCUUCCUCCAAGGUUUUGAAACCAAGGCAACCACUUUCAAGAGAGAGAGAUGGGAAAACAAAGCACAAAAAGAAGCCAGAGAGUGUUGUUAAUACCAGGUCCAUUCCAAGGGCACAUAACUCCAAUGCUUGAGCUAGGCACCACCCUUCAUUCCAAGGGCUUCUCCAUUACAGUUGCACACACGAUCUUCAACUCUCCCAAUCCUUCUAACCACCCUGAUUUUGUCUUCCUGCCCUUAUCAGACAAUCUAUCUGGCGCUGAUAUUUCCUCUCGAAGUCUGAUAGCUCUCAUGAAAACUAUCAAUACCAACUGCCAAGUGCCACUCCGGGAAAGCUUGGCUCAGAUUAUGGAAAAUCCGGAGCCAUAUGACCAGGUCGUAUGCAUAAUCUAUGAUACUAUCAUGCCCUUUGCAGAAGCUGUGGCUAACCAUCUGCAGCUUCCAAGCAUCAUUCUGCGCACCAAUAGCGUUUCAGCCACGAUAGCUUACGAGUCCCUCCCUCGGCUCCAAGCAGCAGGUUACAUUCCUCUGCAAGACUAUAUGUUGCAGGAUUUAGUGCCUGGCCUUCAACCCCUAAGGUUCAAGGAUCUGCCAAUAUCCAAAUUUGGAACGUUGAAAGAAUCACUAGAGAUGAUUGCAGAUAUAAGCCAUAUAGGAACUUCUUCGGCCAUCAUUUGGAACAGCGUGGACUGCCUUGAACCUUCAGCACUAGCACAGCUAAAGCAACACUCCCAAGUUCCGUUAUUCACAAUAGGCCCUUUGCACAAAAUGGCUCCAGCCUCGUCCACUAGCUUAAUAAAAGAGGACACCAAUUGCUCUGCAUGGCUUGACAAGCAAGCUCCGGACUCAGUCAUAUACUUGGAACUCAAGGACUUCCCUUUCAACGAAGCACCGUCUUCGAUCCAUUUUCGCUCGACAUUUGGGAACCUUCCGGGAAUCUUUAAAGAAGAAAUAAAGGUCAAAAUCGAAGAUGAUGGAGUUCUUCAGAUUAGCAAAGAGAGGAAUGUGGAGAAGGAAGACAAGAACGAGAUGUGGCACCGGGUCGAGCGAAUCAGUAAGAAGUUCAUGAGGAGGGUUUAG